This is a messenger RNA of Apodemus sylvaticus (European woodmouse), 5562 nucleotides long. RefSeq names its product BCL-6 corepressor-like protein 1. The record is from RefSeq and is a predicted model, not a curated record. Bases 1974 to 3122 code for a protein of 382 amino acids. The transcript has 2 exons. NCBI's taxonomy places the organism in Eukaryota, Metazoa, Chordata, Mammalia, Rodentia, Muridae.
AAAAAAACACAUCGGAAGAAGAACAAGGUGACAAGUGUUCAUUAGGCAUCAGAAGGAACUAGAGUAAGGCUUUUAGGUUUUUUAACUCAAGUUAAAAGCGUGGACACAUUCACAAGCUAAUGAUCUCAUGAGGAUAAAGACAGAGGUAACAUCUUCCAAAAGUGACGCUGCCCAAAGGAUCCCAGUCACUGCUUCCCCGGGGAAGUGAAGAUAGAUACAGUCCUCCCUGGCCCUCUGAGAAACAGUUAUUGUGCCCCAUGGAUUUGUUCCUUUAGAAAAUCUUGGGGCAGGUGACCUAUAGCCUUAAAGAACAGAACAGGCUUAUCACAGCAGAGCGAUCUGCCGCUUUUUGGUUUUCAUCUUGCAAGUUACAUAAAAAAAUCCCAUAAGCCGGAAUUCAACAACAGAGAGGAAUGUGAAGAAUCAAGCAAAAUCUGUGGUAUCUGGAAGCAAGGGCGCUAAGAAACAAGGCUGACGGGUUGGUUCUGGGACAAGGACACAGAGUCAUACAGCACCGUGUGUGUGGUCCACACGUUAAAGGGACACAAGGCAUUGUCACUGGGGUAGGGAUGGGAGCAGGUUGCUAUUUUAAGUAGAAUGGUCAGGCAUGACCUCCUUGAGAAGGUCACAUUUGAGCGACCAAAGGAACAGCUUUGGAGAUAAUCUGGGGAAAGAAUAUUCUGUUCGGUAAUUAAGCGAAUUCUAUCUUCUUUCCGGGGUCACCUCUCCCCAAGUACAGUAUUGUGAUCCCACAUCUGGACUCUCUCCGUGAUAGUGUCAGCUAACCUGCUUUAUCCGCUCUCCCUCCUGAUCAUCAGCUUCUGCAGGAGUCAGCACAUCUUUGAUUACUGGAAAGCCUUAGCAGUAAUUUUCCCCCCCUAAGCCUUCCUUUCCACUUUCGAGAAAAUUGCAAAUCAAACCAGACAGCCUGAUAAGAUGAUGUAAACUUUAAAAAGUAAUUCUGAUUCCUUCAAAUUCUACAUCUGCAAUAAAUAUGAAAUGAGAUUUACUGCUCGGGGAUAAUGAUACAAGCAAGGGUAGAAAACAAAAAAACAGUGUCCUGGAAACUGGAAAAUUCAGUUAUCCCAAGAAGCCUGCUCAGAGCAUCAGAGAUUACAGUAAAGGCUCUAGUUAUCAUCUCGAGACCUUGGUUUUUGUGUAUAAGAAUAAGGGUAUAUUGCUUCCAUCAUACAGCAAAUAAAUAAUCUUGGAACACUUGACUUUUCUUUUGUUUAUUAGUGGCUGUGGGGGUUGGGGGAAGAAUGUGUCUGUGUGUGUGUGUGUGCUCCAGUGUGCAUGCUACGGCAAGUAUGCAGGUCAAAGACAAAUUUGUGGAGUUUUCUUCCACCUUCUACAGGUUCCAAAGAUCAAACUCAGGUUGUCAGGUAUCUUUACCCUCAGAGCUAUCUCACCAUAAAACACCUUCUUAAGUUACUGGCAGGGUCAUUGGGCCUAUUGAGUUACAGAGUUUCCAGUAUUAGGGUUUUUAUAUGUGUGUAUUGUUUUAUUCUUGGUUUUAUCUUUUCAUGGUUAGAAUUUUUGUUUUUUGGUUUUUUUUAAAGAUUUAUUUCUAUUUAUAUGUAUGCAGGACAGUUUGUUUCCCAGAAGCUGGCAUUACAGGAAGUGAGUUGUUAAUUGCCAGGUGGGUGUGUCAUCCGAACUUGGGUCCUCUGGAAGGGCAGCUGGCAGGCCUCCUUACUCAGCCACCCAUCUCUCCAGCUACCGGGUUGUUUUGUUUUCAAAAAAAAGGUCUAGUGGAUCCCAUGCUGGCCUUGAAUUAACUGAGUAGCCAAGGGCUUGCUUGAACUUGUGGUGAUCCUGUCUCUAACCCACCAAGUGUUGAGAUUACAGUCACACACAACACUGCUAGUUUGUAGGGUACUGGGGAUAAGAGUAGGGGAUACCACUAGGCAAGCGGGCUAGCAUCUGACCUAUGCUCACAGCCUAGUUUGGCUGUUGUUUGUUUGUUUGAGAUGGAGGUCUUUCUGCAUACCCCUAGCUGUCCUGGAAAAACUCAUUUACAGACAACUGGCCUGGCCUCCAACUCACAGGAGCUCUCUCUGCCUCUCUGCCUCUCUGCCUCUCUGCCUCUGCCUCUCUGCCUCUCUGCCUCUGCCUCUCUGCCUCUCUGCCUCUGCCUCUCUGCCUCUGCCUCUCUGCCUCUCUGCCUCUGCCUCUCUGCCUCUCUCUGCCUCUCUGCCUCUGCCUCUCUCUGCCUCUCUGCCUCUGCCUCUCUGCCUCUCUGCCCCUCUGCCUCUCUGCCUCUCUGCCUCUCUGCCCCUCUGCCUCUCUGCCUCUGCCUCUCUGCCUCUCUCUGCCCCUCUGCCUCUGCCUCUCUGCCUCUCUCUGCCUCUCUGCCUCUGCCUCUCUGCCUCUCUGCCUCUGCCUCUCUGCCUCUCUCUGCCUCUCUGCCUCUGCCUCUUCCUCUCUGCCUCUCUCUGCCUCUCUGCCUCUCUGCCUCUGCCUCUCUGCCUCUCUCUGCCUCUCUGCCUCUGCCUCUUCCUCUCUGCCUCUCUCUGCCUCUCUGCCCCUCUGCCUCUCUGCCUCUGCUUCUGCCCCUCUGCCUCUCUGCCUCUGCCUCUCUGCCUCUGCCUCUGCCCCUCUGUCUCUCUGCCUCUCUGCCCCUCUGCCCCUCUGCCUCUGCCUCUCUCUGUCUCUCUGCCUCUCUGCCCCUCUGCCCCUCUGCCUCUGCCUCUCUCUGCCUCUCUGCCUCUGCCUCUCUGCCUCUGCCUCUGCCCCUCUGCCUCUCUGCCUCUCUGCCCCUCUGCCCCUCUGCCCCUCUGCCUCUCUGCCCCCCUGCCUCUCUGCCCCUCUGCCCCUCUGCCUCUGCCCCUCUGCCCCUCUGCCUCUCUGCCCCUCUGCCUCUCUGCCUCUCUGCCCCUCUGCCCCUCUGCCUCUCUGCCCCUCUACCUCUCUGCCCCCCUGCCUCUCUGCUUCUCUGCCCCUCUGCCCCUCUGCCCCUCUGCCCCUCUGCCUCUCUGCCUCUCUGCCUCUCUGCCCCCCUGCCUCUCUGCCUCUCUGCCUCUGCCCCUCUGCCCCUCUGCCUAUCUGCCUCUCUGCCUCUCUGCCCUGCUGGAAUUAAAGGCUUGCACCACCACCUCUGGCUCCUGUUUUUGUUUUGAGAUCUUGUUCAUUAGCCCAGAGCACAUACCCCUCUUGCCUCGGUUUCCCAAGAGCUGGAACUCCAGGCAGGAAUAACCUGCUUCGGUCUGAAGAUUUUAAAGUAUUUCCCUGAGUCAUUCACUUGGUACUUUCUAAAAUAGAUUUCACCAUGACUUCUGCCCUGGUCUCACUCCUUGGCCCAAGAAGUGAGAUUCAUUGUUUCUCCCCACACUGGAUGGAUUCGUUCCGUCUAGGUUGCCUUCCUUUGACUACACAGGGAUGGCUUGAGUACUUCUUGGUGUGUUGGCUUGGAGAUUUAACCACCUUCAUGAGUCUCCUCACCUCUGUGAGAGUCUGAGUAAGCCUGAAAUAGAGGCAGAAAGAUUUUCUGGAUCUCAUAAAAGGAUCGCUCUUUUAUUUUCCAUUAUUGAAAAUAGUUCUUUUUUUUUUUUCUAAUCAAAAAAUGUAUUCUAAUUAUGGUUCCAUUUUCUGGUUUCUGAUUAUGGUUUCUCUUUCCCCUACUCCUCCCAGUUCCUCACAACCUCCCUGACCCACUGUGUCUACAUCAAAAGGAUGCCUCUUAAAGUCAUAGAUAUUAACACAUAAUGGGGGCCAUUUGACUAAGGAAGAGAUAGAGGUUGUAGAGAAUGAGAGAAAGGAAGAAGAGUGAGAGGGAGAUACACUAAAAACCAGUAGUCAUGGUAUCUAGAUUGUAUGCAGAAUUAGAAAUUUUACCUGCAUCAACAUUUACCAACGGUGACAGGAGACCUGUAUUUAUCUGGGGGCAUUGGUAUUCGAGUAUAUGCUUAAAUCCCCAAAUCUGUUCUUGUAAAUGCCGUGCAAUUAUCUAAAAAUUCUCUUCAACACCAGUAUGUGUGUGUGCCUAAUGAUAAUAGACCCACAACCAAAAUUCCCUAAUGUUAAAUUUGGCAACACAAGGAAAAUAGCUAUGUUAAUUUGAACCUUAGCACCGUGGAUACCAGCAGUGAUUACAGCCUGGUGAACCUGCUAAUAUUUGUUUCCACAGUCUAUGUUAUAUCUCCCAGAAGAUUUCUUAGAUACAUUACUGUGUCUCAAAAGUUCAUUCUCUUGAUCAAAACGGAGUCUAGGAUCCUUAGGCUAUGGGAAGUGGUUUUGCCCUUUGUUUUCCUGGGAAAUGUCCUGCCUUGAUUUCUUGGUGAGAAUCGCUCUUUUCUCUCCUUCCCGCCCAUUGGAACUGAACUUCCCUAGGUAGGAGAAUCCUCCACUGUGGCAUGAAAGAAGCAAACGCCUAAAUGUGUGGUGGGGCAGAGUUAUAUUUAAAUUUAAAUCUAGCCUAACACUGUGUUAUACAAUAUAUCAUGGUAAUUGAAAUGGAACUACUUAGUAGACUAUUUCACAGUUCAAGGUUUCAGAGUGUUUGAGUGAAAAUACUAUCUAAGUGUGUGGAGUGGAGUGUAGGCCUUUGCCUACAUAUAUGUUUGUAAUUUUCAAUGAAGAUUUUAUUUCACUAGAAACAUGUUUAUUUUGAGGGAACAAAAUGCAGACGCCUGUGUUUAGGGAGGGGCUGCAUGUGUUUGCUGGAUGGUAGUGUGAGGACAGUUAGCAUUGGAAAGAAUAUGAAAGGGCUGGGGAGAUGGGUCAGAAGGUUGGGGUGCCUGUUGCCAAGUCUGAUGACCUGAGUUCAACCCCAGGGGUCCACAGUGGAAAAAGAGAACCAACUCAAAAGUGUGUGUGUGACCUCAAUACAUGCACUGUGGCUCAGUACACACACACACACACACACACACACACACACACACACACUUGGGGCACAUGCUUGCACAGACACACACAUACACAUACACACUGUGUGCAGUGCAUGCCCGUACAUGCGUGUGAGCUACAGAGCACUUGUGGAGAUCAGAGGACAACUUCUGACAGUUGUCUCUCUUCUACCACGUGCAAUCUACAGAUCAGAUGCAGGUUAUUGGGCCACCUGACCCACUAAACCAUCUCACUAGCUCUAUUUAUUUUUAAGGGGAAUCCUAAUGUAUAGCCCAGGAUGGCCCAGAAUUCCUGAUGUUCCUCUUCUGUGGCCCCACAUCUCCCUGCAGUGUCAUAUGGUGUAAGAACAAGGAUGUGUGUUUCGCCGUAUCUUAGUAUAGGAUACCAGGAAGCCUCCGCAGCCAGGAACUGUUCUCUCACACUUCUGUGUGUGGUGCUGAAGUGGGUAAUUCUCUUCUGUUUACACGCCUCCUCGAUGCCUCUUCAGUUUUAGUCUUUGCUUUCUUGUUUUCCAGUUGGAAUCUCUACCCUACUUCUCCCUCCUUCUCUGACCUAAGACAAGGUUUUGCUGAGCUGAGUUUGGUUGGGCUGGAUCUUACAAUGUAGAACAGGCUAGCCUCCAGGGGACCUCUGGUAUACUGGGAUUAGGGUAUGUGUAUGUUACCACACCUUCCUUCCUUCCUUCCUUCCUUCCUUCCUUCCUUCCUUUCUUUC